CGAAACAAAAAACACCCACGUAUUAUAAUCUCGCUCGCUCUCUCUCGUUAAUUACUGAUUAAUAUCAGAUUUCAAACACAAAAAUUAGUAGAUUCUAAAACAAAACCCUUUCUUAAGCUUCACUCAUUGUAAUCCUAUUAUUGCUCGUCCCUUUCUCCCUCCCUAUUAUUGCUCAUCUUCCUACCAAGAAAAGUUGUCAUCAUUAUUUUAUUUUUGAAUAUCUUAGUUCUUGAUUUUGAAGGGUGCAGAUUGGUUGGUUUUGAUGGUGGUGAUGGCAAACAAGAUUGAGACAGCACAUCAAAUGUACAGAGAUGGAAACUACGAGGAAGCGCUUGGAUUUUACACAGAGGCACUUUCCAUGGCUAAAACUAAGCCACAAAAGAUUGCUUUGCAUAGUAAUAGAGCUGCUUGUUAUUUGAAAUUGCAUGAUUUCAAAAAGGCAGCUGAAGAAUGUACAUCAGUGCUUGAGCUUGAUCACAAUCAUACUGGAGCAUUGAUGUUGCGGGCACAGACUCUAGUCACCCUUAAGGAGUACACCUCAGCACUCUUUGAUGUCAAUAGGCUGAUGGAGUUGAAUCCUUCAUCAGAAGUUUACCAGAAUCUUGAAGCUCGUCUGAGGACACAAUUGUCUCUAGCUCCAAUACCUGAAUCUGAAGUGGAGUUAGAAGAAGAGGAAGAAGAUGAAAAUGAAGCAGAACCGUAUGGACAAGUGGAAAUACAAGACGCAGCAACUGCACUAGUAGAUAUAAAUCAGAAAAAUGAGCCUUGUCAGACUACAAAUGAUGCUGAAGUUAUUGUUCAUAAAACACCAGACAUCAAGAAAAUUUCUGUGGAAAGUACAGAUAAAAAAUCUGAGCCAAGAAAGACCAUUGCUGCUGAGGUUAUUGCUCAAGCUAGGAAGAAAGUUGAGCCUAGAAAAACUAUUACUGCUGAAGUUAUUGCUCAAGCACAGCGGAAGGCUGAGCCUAGAAACACUGCUCCUGCUGAAGCUGAUGCUGGGACAAAAGAAUCAAUUAAACAGAAUUCUAAUGGAUGGCAAGCAAUCCCAAAACCAAAGGGACACUCGACUCUGGAUUAUGCGCGCUGGGACAGGGUUGAGGAUGACUCUAGUGAAGAUGAUGAGGAGGAGGAGGAGGAGGAUUCUCAGCCUCAAUAUCGGUUCCGUGUAAGAACAUCUGGUGUGUGAUCAGUGAAGUGAAAAAGGGAAUGCACGGUAUCUGACAGAAAUGUCACUCUAACUAAUAUCAGACCACAGUGAGAAGUCAAGAUAUUGGAACUGGACAGGGGCAGAUGAGGAAGCACUGUUGGCUCCAUCAUGCCAAAACUUUGAAAAUGGGGAUAAUCCAUCUUUGACAUGCAUUUAUGCUUGGUAACAGUUGAAAUAUGUCCCCUGCUUAAGCAAUGACAGAAGAGAUCUCCUACCUGCUACUCGAGCAAGUUUCCCUGUUUUAGCUAUGGUGAUGUGAUUCUUAUGCUCUACAUUCCCGCAUGAUCAGGUGAAGAAGUUGAGUAGUUGUUGAUGGUGAUAAGCUUUGCAUCUUUCUUUGCAAAUUACAGAAAUUCCCAGCCCUGGUUUGGAGGGGCAAGGAGUCAACUGAAAACUUGUUGAGCUAUAAUUGUUAUUAGAGUAGCAGUUUGUAACCUUCAACUUUCUAUGAGAGCGUACUAUCCAUCAUUUGUAUAUGUAUCAUAAUCUUGAAGCAUUUAUGUGGUUAUUAAUUAUUAUUAUUAUUA
Molecule: messenger RNA, 1734 nt
Organism: Populus euphratica (Euphrates poplar)
Lineage: Eukaryota; Viridiplantae; Streptophyta; Magnoliopsida; Malpighiales; Salicaceae
Product: Tetratricopeptide repeat (TPR)-like superfamily protein
Exons: 3
Coding region: 263-1186 (307 amino acids)
Molecular function (GO): protein binding
Source: RefSeq, a predicted model, not a curated record